AUGGCUGUCCAGCCCACUGUAGGUGGCAUCAUCCGUAGGCAGCAAAACGGUGUGCAGUGCUCCGGGGCUGCGAGGCACUGUGAGGAAGAGGCACUGCCAGCGCCGCCCGGGGACCCGUUACAGCAGAAGGGUUACGGGCAGGUAAAGCGGGAAACAGGUCGAAGCAGCUCCAGAGCAGUGUGCACCGACUGCAGCAUCGAGUCUGAUCCUUCCAGGGCAUCAGUAAAUAGGGGAACUUUCAUACGUGACGAGUGUUGCAGUGUUCAUCGGAGUCUGGGGCACCAUAUCUCCCAAGUGAGGCAUCUUAAAUACACACCAUGGCCUCCAACCCUGCUCCAGAUGGUUGAGACCUUGUACAACAAUGGUGCUGAUUCUAUAUGGGAACAUUCUUUGCUGGACCCUGCUUCUGUUAUGAGUGGGAGACGGAAAGCUAAUCCACAGGAUGAAGUCCACCCCGAUAUAGCAGAAUUCAUCAGAACCAAGACUCAGAUGUUAAAGUCUGUCCACCGACUGCCCUGCUGUGAGGACGACAGCAUGACGGCCAAAGAUCUCAGUAAGCAACUCCAUUCAAGAGUCCUGAGAACAGGGAAUCUUGAGACCUGUCUGAGACUGUUGUCUUUAGGAGCCCAAGCCAACUUCUUUCAUCCUGAAAAAGGAAGUACUCCACUCCACAUCGCCUCCAAAGCAGGACAGAUCUUACAGGCUGAAUUACUGUCAGUGUUUGGAGCUGACCUGGGCACUCAAGAUUCUAGUGGGAAGACUCCUGUUGAUUAUGCAAGGCAAGGAGGGCGCUAUGAGCUGGCAGAACACCUCAGAGAAAUACAGUACGAGCUGACUGACAGACUGGUCUUCCACCUCUGUGACUGGAAACCAGAUCAUAAAAACGGACAGCACUUUAUAAUCCCACAGAUGGCACACAGCCUGGAUUUGUCAGAGUUGGCAAAAGCUGCAAAGAAACUGCAAUCUCAUCAGCAGCAAGAGCUGCAUCACCAUACUGCUACAGUCUUAGCCUUCAUUAUCAUGAUUAUCACCUCCAUCAGCAUCACCAUCAAAGGGUGA
This is a messenger RNA of Mastomys coucha (southern multimammate mouse), 1059 nucleotides long. Its product is annotated as ARF GTPase-activating protein GIT2-like. NCBI's taxonomy places the organism in Eukaryota, Metazoa, Chordata, Mammalia, Rodentia, Muridae. The coding region runs from base 1 to 1059 and encodes 352 amino acids. The transcript has 4 exons. Gene Ontology annotation, molecular function: protein binding; GTPase activator activity. The record is from RefSeq and is a predicted model, not a curated record. Gene Ontology annotation, biological process: brain development; regulation of ARF protein signal transduction.